Molecule: messenger RNA, 1151 nt
Organism: Didymella exigua CBS 183.55
Lineage: Eukaryota; Fungi; Ascomycota; Dothideomycetes; Pleosporales; Didymellaceae
Exons: 3
Coding region: 154-1095 (313 amino acids)
Source: RefSeq, a predicted model, not a curated record
AUACUUUCAUCACUGACCUGUCAACCGCUCUUAGUAUGGACAGCCUCCACCUUCCGUCGCCCAAGCGCCACUCCCUAUCCCUCGUGGUCUGUGGCCUCCACAAAACCGCUACCUUAACGUCCCUUCCACUACGGACCCAAGUACAACAUCACCAUGGGGUUGCGCAGAAUGCAGUGGGAUGAUUGGAUAGAACUAGACAACGAGUACCUCAAGUUCCACUCAAUCAAAGCUUCUCGAAUUGCAGACCGUGGAGAGAAGUGCUGUAAGACGGCACCGGAGGCGUGGAAUGCAGCAAUCGAGCUUUUGGAAGAUAUGUGUGCCUAUCUGCCUGAAAGAUAUCCAUCGCUGUUCCAGCAUCUUGGGGAUGGUAGGGAAGGUUUGAAGAAUCUGGCCACUGGAGAGGUUAUUGACAUCAAGGAAAGGCUUGGAGUCGACAAGGAGGAUCCUUUGCAAGUCUGCGCACGUCUAGUGCAGGACGACUUGGCCGUCAUGAUCGAGCGGCCAGACGGUCAAUACUACCUCCUCGCAGGCGCGAUCCUACUUGCGGGCUUCUGGCGUCUCGAGGACAAGUUUGGUAUGCCGCUCUCGGAAAUCCAUACUUCCGGCGACGUUCCUCAGUACAAAGAGAAGCUCGAGAAGGGCAUGCUGAACAUGUUCAAGAGACUGCAGCCUGAGAAGCCUGUACUGAGAAACAAUUACUUCAUUCAGGUCGACGAUAACUUGGCAUGGAGUGAGAGUCUAGGGAGCGAAGACGAAGAUGGCAUCAACUGGGCAAGCGCGGAGAAGAUUGAAGGGGUAGGCAAUGUGUGGUUUAGAAGUGAACGCCAAAGUCUGAGAAGGCUUCCACGGUCUGGUGGCAUUGUGUUCACGAUUCGAACCUACUUCCACCCCAUCACGGAGAUUUGCAAGGAGCCAUAUGUGCCUGGCAGACUGGCAAGUGCGAUGCGCAGCUGGGGCGAGGACGUGAGUAGAUACAAGGGAAAGGCGCAGUACGCAGAUGUGGUGCUCAAGUACCUUGACGACAUGCAUGAAAAGCAGACAGCGAAUGGGUUGGACCUAGAGCAAAAGGACGAGGUCAGAGCGUGUCCUUUGUGAAGAUACCGAUGAGGUAUCGAACGUCAUUUUAGGUCAGCCAUAGCACCUCUAGUGCU